ACCAUACUCGCAAUUGCAAGUCAAAGGAUACGGAAUAAAUGUCAUAGAAAAACAUGCCCCUCCGCACCCGCCGUCCAUCCCCCUGUACAGUCGAAUUCACCUACAGCGACAGACCCCCCCUCUCACCCCUCCAACACCGCACCUACACCCUCAUCAACCUCAUCCUGCGCUCUCUCGCCAUCGUGGUCGCGGGGUUGGGGGUAUUGCUGAAGUUGGAGAAGGUACCGGAUGAGGUGGGGUGGGUUAGGGGUUUGGCGCCGGUGUGGGUGUGGGUUUUGGGGGCUGGGGUGUUGUGGAGUUUACCACCGUCUCUACCACAAGAAGAAUCCCUCCUCGCCCUCCGCUCCCUCGGCCUCCAAACAACCUCCUCCCGCCACCCCUUCCCUUUCUUUUCCUCCGCCUCCCGGUUCAUCCCAAUCUCCGCAAUCAAAGACGUGAUCAUUCACGAAGCUAUCAUAGGACUCGAAGUACGGUAUUAUUUGGCUGUGCUGGUGGAGGGGGAGGAUGUGUUGGAGGUUGUGUUUGGGGGGUUGGUGCCGAGGAGGGGGGUGCUUGAGGAGGUUUGGAGGGGGGUAAGGGAGG
Messenger RNA from Saitoella complicata NRRL Y-17804, 582 nucleotides. RefSeq lists its product as uncharacterized. Gene Ontology annotation, cellular component: glycosylphosphatidylinositol-N-acetylglucosaminyltransferase (GPI-GnT) complex. NCBI's taxonomy places the organism in Eukaryota, Fungi, Ascomycota, Saitoellomycetes, Saitoellales, Saitoellaceae. The annotation marks the transcript as partial. The record is from RefSeq and is a predicted model, not a curated record. Gene Ontology annotation, biological process: GPI anchor biosynthetic process. The transcript is spliced from 2 exons.